Messenger RNA from Histoplasma capsulatum G186AR, 321 nucleotides. RefSeq lists its product as uncharacterized. The coding region runs from base 1 to 321 and encodes 106 amino acids. The transcript has a single exon. The record is from RefSeq and is a predicted model, not a curated record. NCBI's taxonomy places the organism in Eukaryota, Fungi, Ascomycota, Eurotiomycetes, Onygenales, Ajellomycetaceae.
AUGUACGAUGCUGUCAUCCUGCAUGGCCAUGGUUCCCUCUUCAGGGUCCUUCUUCUUUUUUUACCCACCAACCUUCAAGACACGCAUGCAUACAGGAAUCACAUCGUAGUAUUCCUAGUCGAAGGAAAUCCGUUAGGAACACAGGGCAACCGGAGCCAAGGAGGCCGACGGUGGGGCUUAGUUAGGCUGGUGCCAGGGCGAUAUGCUGGCGAAGAGCGAAUCACGCCGCUGGAUUUGUUGGGUGUGCAGGUCUCGUAUCAGCACGUUUGCCUCCCCACGAGGCCGAGCUGGACCGGAGCGGAGAGCCGUGUUGUCUUCUGA